GUUCAUUCUUAUCCCUUUUUUCAAGAAUAAUUAAUAGCUAAUGACCUUGCACGGUAGCAUUUAGACAAUUAGAUUCAAAUCUUAUACCUCAAGCCUUUUCGGAAUAUAAAACAUAUUUUUUAUGAGCUUUCCUUUUGUUACCUUUCCAAUCUUCUUCUCCCCUCCCCAAACACUUCUUUUAUGUAUCAUAUCUCACAAUUUUUAACACAUAUGCAUUAGUCUUAUUACCAUCCUACAUCAAAAUUUUGUGUCAAUGAACGACAACAAGGUUCAUUGGGGAGGAUUGAUUCAACAAAGUCAUGGACUAAGUGGGGAUUUUAAUUCUGAGUUUGGUAAUCAUUACUGUCAAUAUUUUGAUAUCAGACAACCCUGGAAUAUGGGACCACUUGCGAUGGUUGGAAGAGAAGCCACAGAUCAGUUCCCAAACAUUGGCCAUGUCAAAUCAUCUGGCACCAUUAUCAGCCGUUUUGAGUCACCAGCUUCUGCCUUUUAUGCUGCAGAAAACUGCAUGGGAUUUUCAGAAUAUGAUUGCCAACUUGGUGUUCAAUCUCAGUUAUGCAAGAUUAAUGACUUGGAAUUCCCUUUGUAUCAAUCUCCCAGGGAAAACCUUAUCUUGGACACAGCAAACCAACCUGACUCAAGCUAUGAUUUUUCAAACACUUUGCAGUCCAUAGUGAAAUCUCAAUUCAAUAAUAAUCAAUGUCGUGUAUCCCCUGAAAAGUCCAAUAAAAUUUCAUGUGGGAAUUUUCCCACCACCAAGUUCCUUCCAAUUGAACAACAAAAGUUGUUCAUUGAUGGUGUCAUCAGGGGUUCCUCAUUUCCCAACAAUGGAAUUCAGGAUCGCACGGUUGCUCGUGGAUCUUUUGAUUUACCUGUUGCACAUAUGAGAUUUUCUUCUCAGAUCGAGAAGUUGUCUCCAACACUUUCAGCAGGAAGUGUGUCUACUGUUGGAAACUCUGCUUCUAAUGGGGCAGCAGUCUCAAGCAAAACACGUAUAAGAUGGACUAAGGAUCUUCAUGAGAAGUUUGUUGAGUGUGUGAAUCGCCUUGGAGGCUCUGAGCAGGCAACACCAAAAGCUAUAUUAAAGAUGAUGGACACAGAUGGCUUGACUAUCUUCCAUGUCAAAAGUCAUCUGCAGAAAUAUAGAAUUGCAAAAUUCAUUCCAGAGCCUAGUCAAGGGAAAUCUGACAAAAGAACCCACAUAAAAAAUGUGCAUCAUCUUGAUGUCAAAACAGGCUUACAAAUUAGAGAGGCACUUAAGCUUCAAUUAGAUGCCCAAAGGUGUCUUCACGAACAACUAGAGGUUCAGAGAAAAUUGCAGCUGAGAAUUGAGGAACAAGGAAGGCAACUAAAAAAAAUGUUUGACCAGCAGCAAAAGACAAGUAAUAACCUCUCAAAUACUCAAGAUUCAGGCACUGAUGAGACAACAAUUACUCAUAAAGAUGGUGAAGUUUCUGCUUCUGAAGGAGCCAACAAUUCCUUCUUCACUUCCCAAGCCUCUCCAAGCCAAUAAUCAGAUAUGAUUAUGUAUAAAAUUACAGUUUUCUGCAUGCUUACUCCUUGUAAGAGGCAGGUAGACCACAUCCUGUGAUUUUGUUAUGUGAAGAAUAACAUUGUUGUUUAUCCUACAAAUGAAAACUCUAUAUGAAUUAGUACAUAAUUUAGAGUGCUUACAUUAUAUAUUCUAUAGAAACAAACAUGUAGCAUUGUAUCACAGUUGCUUUACUAGGGGAGGAGGGAAUAAACUUUGUAAGCAGAGUCUUAUGUGUUUUUUCAGCAAGAAGCCAUUGUUUUGCU
Messenger RNA from Vigna radiata var. radiata (mung bean), 1797 nucleotides. RefSeq lists its product as uncharacterized. The record is from RefSeq and is a predicted model, not a curated record. The coding region runs from base 254 to 1513 and encodes 419 amino acids. Lineage: Eukaryota; Viridiplantae; Streptophyta; Magnoliopsida; Fabales; Fabaceae. The transcript is spliced from 6 exons. Gene Ontology annotation, molecular function: DNA-binding transcription factor activity; DNA binding.